Phytophthora infestans T30-4 is the source of this 558-nucleotide messenger RNA. RefSeq lists its product as uncharacterized. The record is from RefSeq and is a predicted model, not a curated record. The transcript is spliced from 2 exons. NCBI's taxonomy places the organism in Eukaryota, Oomycota, Peronosporomycetes, Peronosporales, Peronosporaceae. The coding region runs from base 1 to 558 and encodes 185 amino acids.
AUGUUCCGAUUCAGUUGUUUCAACAACCUCGUGGUAGACCGAGUCGAUCCCAUCGUGAACCCUGGCGAGGCUGCUGGUCACUUGCACGCUAUCAGCGGUGGAAAUGGCUUCAGCAUGGAUGCCGACGGCGCAGCCAUGAAGGCAUCCACGUGCGCUUCAUGCCCCAUCGGUGCCGGCUUAAGCGCUUACUGGGUCCCUCAACUUUAUGUCAAGUUCAAGAAUGGCACUGGAUUUGAUCUCACCAGAUCGUCUACUAACAACCACCUGCGUGAGAAGGGAGAUUCCAUCGAAGAAAAAGCUAUAACGUGGGUAUGCAUUGACUACGACAACCCGCAUCCGGAGCAACAAGGCAUUCCCAACUUUAAGUACCCCAAUGGCCUGCGCGGACAAGUUAACUUUCCCAUGUGCUGGAACGGCAUCGAUCUAGACUCGCCUGACCACAAGUCUCAUUUGUCUUACGCUUCAGAACUAGAUGGCGGAAAUUGCCCGAAGGGCUGGAAGAAAAUGGUCAAGAUCUUCUAUGAGGCCUUCUACAACGUUGCUCAGUACGAUGACUAA